Penicillium alfredii is the source of this 1734-nucleotide messenger RNA. Its product is annotated as phosphotransferase enzyme family protein. Lineage: Eukaryota; Fungi; Ascomycota; Eurotiomycetes; Eurotiales; Aspergillaceae. The coding region runs from base 1 to 1734 and encodes 577 amino acids. The transcript is spliced from 4 exons. The record is from RefSeq and is a predicted model, not a curated record. Gene Ontology annotation, cellular component: mitochondrion.
AUGCCUGCUCUGUCCCGAAAAUCACCUCGAUCCCUUCCCGCGUCCAUUGUUGUUCACUCUUAUCCACGCAGCCUCGCCGCCCGCACGACGCGUACUUUCUCCAGGAAAAUGGCGACUUUCAAUCGUGAUCAUGAACACUUUUUCCGCUAUACAAGUGGAAGAUGGCUCUGGGAUGAAGAACAGCAACUUCGAGACAGGUAUAAGGCCUUUAAUGUUGCAGAACUUCAAAUAGUGGCGGCGCAGGCCAUUGGCUCCGGCAAUUGCGUAUCGAUGAUAAAGCUGGCAGAGGGAGGAUACAACAAAGUAUUUCGCUUGCUUAUGGAUGACGGGAAACAGGUGCUGGCACGUAUCCCAAAUCCAAAUGCCGGACCUCCAUUUUAUACAACCGCCUCCGAAGUUGCCACUAUGCAGUUUGCUCGAGAUAUACUCCAAAUUCCCAUUCCCCAAGUAUUGGGGUGGAGUGCCACAUCUCAUAAUUCUGUGGGUUCGGAAUACAUCAUCAUGGAAGAGGCGACUGGGACCCAGCUUGCAAUUCGAUGGGAUAGUCUGGGCCCAGAUGUGAAACUCUCCGUUAUGAGGGAGGUUGUGUCUAUGGAGACGAAGAUGAUGUCUCUGUCAUUUUCACAGUAUGCUUUCUCCCAUUCAUUGUCAUGCGCGAAUACUUAUGUCUUGGCCGUCAGUUACGGAAGCAUUUACUUUGCAAGUGAUGCAGUGGAAGGCGCAGUUCCAGCUAAUAUAAUCAGCGAAACUUCCGCCGAAUUGAAAGAGAAGGUGUCGAAGGCGUACACUAUUGGACCUACCGUUGAUAGAGGCUUCUGGAACAAGGAGCGUUCGACUAUGGAUAUUUCACGGGGCCCCUGGACAAAUCCUAAGGACUACGCUGUAUGCGUGGGACGACGCGAAAUCGAGUGGAUUAAAAACUAUGCGGUUCCGAAGCCACCUAGUGAGGCGAGAUUGAUUUCGAAGGCCCAAAGCUGUCCGCAAGCGCAUAUUCAGCUACUGGAAAAAUUCUUACAGAUUGCACCUUGCCUUAUGGACGUUGAUCCCGAACUCACUCUCUCGACCUUAUGGCAUACAGACCUUCAUUCAUCCAAUAUUUUUGUGGCUAACGGUCAUAUAACAGCCAUCAUUGAUUGGCAAAGUUCGUGGGCUGGUCCGCUCUUCCUCCAAGCGCAGCCGCCACCGCUCGUUGACUAUCAAGGUGGCGUUCUACUCAAACGUCCGGAUAACUUUGAUAGUCUUGAUCCGGAGCAACAGACUGAGAUUAAGCGAAAGAUAUUCAAAUCGACGCUUUUCCAGCUUUACCUGGUGGAAACUAAGAAGCGCAAUCCUAUGCUUACAAAAGCAUUCCAUAUUGACCAUGGGAAGACUAGACGCCUUCCUAUUGAACUAGCCGGCAAUACGUGGGAUGAUGACAUUGUGUCUUUUCGGGAGGCGCUUAUCAAUAUCGAAAAGUAUUGGAAAGAGCUCGGUAUCCAGGGGGAAUGUCCGUACCACUUCUCACGGGACGAGUUAGCUGGACAUGCGCUUGACGCAGAAGGAUGGAAUGAAGUCCAAGACUUCUUUGACAGUAUCGAGGAUCUCGUGAAGAGGGAUGGUUGGACACAUCUGGAGACAUUUGACGUUGCCUUAAGGUUUUUCUCGGACCUCAGAAAAGGGGGCCUUGAGCAUCUGAAAGGCGAAGAUAGGGAGAAUUUCGAAAAGGAGACCCGAUGGGCCAAUAGCAGACAUUGA